Messenger RNA from Ceratotherium simum simum (southern white rhinoceros), 903 nucleotides. It is a transcript of the gene BPIFA3, whose product is annotated as BPI fold containing family A member 3. Lineage: Eukaryota; Metazoa; Chordata; Mammalia; Perissodactyla; Rhinocerotidae. The record is from RefSeq and is a predicted model, not a curated record. Gene Ontology annotation, molecular function: lipid binding.
UGAGCAAGCCCCGGGGGCAGCUGCCAGAGCCCAUCACGACACCUCCCCCCAGCAUGCUGGGGGCUAACUCUGGUGCCAUCUUCCCACAGAAAACCAUGAGUCCAUCCAUCCGGGUGGCCACCCCCGCAACCAUCCGCCUGGGUCCCAUCUGACCCUUCUUGACACCUGCAGGUCCCAGAGCCCAAGAUGCAUCCACUCUGGAGGCUCCUGGUCCUCCUCAGCUUGCUGGCCUUGCCCUCGGCCCUGCGCGAGCAGCCCUGGCCCGGCCUGGCCAAGGCCCAGGCGGACAGCAACUCCGCCCUGGCGAGAAUUAUUGCCCAGGGCCUCAUGAAGCACAACGCAGAGGGCCGAAUCCAGAACAUCCGCCUCCUAGACAGUCUGAAUGCCUGGGGCCAGAUGGCCCCAGGGAUGGUGGGCUGGCUGAUUGGCAGCAUGGGCCUCCAGCAGCAUCAGGAAGGCAGCGCCAACAUCACCAAUGUUCAGCUGGACUAUGGCGAGAUCCGGAUGUCUUUCCGUAAGGAGUGGUUCUCCGCAAACAUCUCCGUUGAAUUCGAUGCUGACCUGAGACUGCCCCUCAAUAACAAGAUCAUAACGGCGCAUGCGCGCGUGCACCUCGCUGUGGAGUUCUGGCUGGAGAAAGACGAGUUCGGCCGGAGGGAUCUGGUGAUAGGCAAUUGCUGCGUGCAGCCCGGCAGCGUCCACACCACAAUCCUGACUGAAGAUAGCCCACCAAAGAUGAAACAUUUUCUCCGCAACCUCAGAGAGAACUUGGAAAAGGUUAUCCCACACCUGGUAGAAAGUCAGGUGUGUCCUCUGAUUGGUGAAGUCCUCAGGCAGCUGGAUGUGAAACUGCUGAAAAGCCUCAUGGAACAGGCUGCUUCUCAUGAACCCAACCAACUGUGA